Molecule: messenger RNA, 3266 nt
Organism: Ilex paraguariensis (yerba mate)
Lineage: Eukaryota; Viridiplantae; Streptophyta; Magnoliopsida; Aquifoliales; Aquifoliaceae
Source: the annotation of a GenBank genome assembly
AUGGAGGGGAAGAGGACGUUGACGAUGAAUUGGGAAGGUUUAGGAGAAGACGAUGACGAUGAUCGUUUUUUUGAGACAUUUGAUCGAAUAUCAUCUGCUGUGUCCCUUGAACUUGCCUCUUCUGACUCGUCCGAAGAUGAAUUCGAUGAGAGUCGCAUGUCUUUUGCUUCUGCUCUCUCAUCAGCUUCCAUUAAUUCCUUCCGUAGCCAUGAAUCAGUUGCACAAUCUUCAUCAAUGUUGGAAGAUUACGACAUGUGGACUGCGGAACCGGAGUCCAUCACAGAUCGUCGCAAACGCCUCCUUCAGGGUAUGGGGUUAUCGAGCAACAAGGACCUUUUGAGAGUCACCAGCACUAAAUUUGCUCGAGUCAUCUCUAAAAAAAUUGACAAUGCUUCAGUUGAUUCAUCUCCGUCGCAGGAAUCAAACCAAGGGCAUUCACCUUCAAUUCCUAUUGUGUUUGUCCGGUCUAGAUCCGAUGGAGAUAUUGAAUCGUUUUCUGCAAGUACCAAACAAAGAAAAGAAGAAUUAAUCGGUUCUAUAUCCAAACAGCGUAUUACUAGAACUUCAUCAGUGUUAUUAACACCAAGCACAGGUAUAUGUCACUGCGCCAAUUCUGUAAUAUUAUCACCAAAGACAGCUAGAAACCGAUCUUCAAUACCCAAUAAUGGAGCGUUGCAAUCUAUGUUGUCAGAUGGCCGGUUUGAUUCAUUUUUCCUGAUAAAGAAUUUGGAUACUGGAAAGGAGUUCAUUGUUAGAGAGUUCAAUGAAGAAGGAAUGUGGAAUAAGCUGAGUGAUAUUCAGACAGGAAAACAGCUUACCAUGGAGGAAUUCGAGAAGUGUGUCGGGCAUUCUCCUGUUGUUAAGGAGUUGAUGCGUCGACAGAUUGUUUCAAGACAUUCCGAUGAUGACAGGAAAGUUGGUGCAAAUUCGUACCUUAGUAAGAGCUUCAGAUAUAGCAAGAGGAGAGGGGUCGCUCUUUUGAAAAAUAUAAAAGGUGUAGCAAAUACAAUGAGUGGAUUAAUUGUUGACAAAGAAAGAGAGCAUCCUUUACCAGCAGACCAGAAAGCUAGCAAGAACUCCUCAUCCGAAUGGGUUAAAGUUCGUCAGCACGGGAAACACUAUAAGGAAUUCACUGGUUUGCAUUUGUGUCAAGAAAUUCAGGCUCAUGAGGGCUCAAUUUGGACCAUCAAAUUCAGCUUGGAUGCACAUUACCUUGCAACCGCAGGAGAAGAUAGGGUAAUCCGUGUGUGGGAAGUGCAAGACUGCGAUGUUAUGCCAACCAGACCGCCUGAUGACCUGAAUUCUGCCAGUGCCACUCCACUCCACCCAAUGGCAUGCAGUAUUUCAGAUCGGCCUCCUCUAGCUGAGAUCACACCUAUGCCUUCAGAAAAGAAGAAAAAGGGGAAGAAUUCUAACAGGAAAAAGGGCAACUCAAUUCCUGAUUAUGUCCAAGUCCCAGAAAGUGUGUUUGCACUUUCAGAAAAACCAGCAUGCACUUUCACAGGUCACCUCGAUGAUGUCUUGGACCUGUCUUGGUCAAGUUCUCAGCUGCUACUAUCAUCUUCAAUGGACAAAACAGUUAGGCUAUGGGACAUGGAAAGCAAGAGCUGUUUAAAGUUGUUCGCUCACAAUGACUAUGGUAAGAUGCUAUACUGCUCAAUUAUUCGUGGGCCCAACAAUGUAACUUGUAUACAGUUCAAUCCAGUGGAUGAUGAUUACUUCAUAAGUGGUUCAUUGGAUGGAAAGGUUCGAAUUUGGAGCAUACCUGACCGGCAAGUUGUAGACUGGACUGAUCUCCAUGAAAUGGUUACUGCUGCAUGCUAUACUCCUGACGGCCAGGGUGCUGUAAUUGGUUCACAUAAAGGGAGCUGUCGCUUGUAUAGCAUAGUUGAUUGCAAGCUAGAACAAAAAUAUCUUGUAGAUAUCCCAAACAAGAAAAAGGCUCAAGCAAAAAAGAUUACUGGUUUUCAGUUUGCCCCAUGGAGUUCAUCUGAAGUGCUCAUUACUUCCGCAGAUUCUCGGAUUCGACUUUUUGAUGGAUCAAAUAUCAUCCAUAAAUUCAGAGGUUUCCGAAAUACUAGCAGCCAAAUCUUGGCUUCAUUCAGCCCAGAUGGAAAAUAUGUCAUAAGUGCAAGUGAAGAUUCUCAAGUGUACAUCUGGAAGCAUGAAGACCCCCGAAAUAUAGGAACUGGGAAAAGCAGAAGUUCGACCACUGUCCAAUCCCAUGAACACUUCAAGUGUAGAGAUGUUUCUGUCGCAAUCCCAUGGCCUGGAAGUAUUAGAAAUGAGCCACCAAUAGUAGAAGUGCAUUCCAAAAGGCACUCAAAGCGCUCCACCCCACAACAGCAUUCCUCCAGGGGUUCUCCAACCGGAGAAGAUACCUUAGCAGCUACACAAAGUAAGAGACAGCUGCCACCCCUUCCAAAGAGAAGUAAUGUGUUGGAGAGAUCUUCAAGUUGCCCGGAUGAGGACCCUGCUCAACUUUCUCAUACAGACUCGGGGAUCGGUGCUAGUGAGUCAUUUGCUUCAGCUUCGGCUUCCCUUAGGUAUGGUGACUCACCUUCUAUUUCUGCUUCUAGCAGAUCUCAAUCUUGGUCUUCCUCUUGGCCUUGGUUUGAUGGUGGUAAUAGUCAUGGGAGCCACACUGUCCAAGCAACGGCAUGGGGCAUGGUAAUUGUGGCAGCAGGACUAGGAGGUGAGAUCAGGGUAUAUCAAAAUUUUGGGUUGCCACUUAAGGUUGGCCGGUAGAUCCAUCUAUUUAGAGACCACACAUAACAUUUCUGUAUCGGUAGAAAGUUUUGGAACAUAUACGUUUGUCUUUGGCAGAGUCUGCCCAAGAUCAAAAUUGUGCAACUGGGGUUUUUGUGAAUGAGAUUGAGAGUCAAAUUCAAGUAAAUGCCUAGCCUGUGCGUCUUGGUUGAGGGUCAUCCAUGUCAAUGGUGUUCUUCUAGCACCCGUCAUGGGAUAGACAUUCUACCGCAGAGUUUUCAAUCAUUGGGAAAUUUGGGCAUGUCUGCAUUGCAGAUGAUGAUUUUAUUGUAGUUGCAAUCAAGUGAUGGAUGUUAAUGGAAGUUUCAAACUGUUCCUUGAAGAUUUUCUUAGCCUGGUAAUUGAAAAUCAAUCAGAAACAAUCUGCGAGACGAUAGCAUUUACGAAUAACAGCUUGGAUUAUUCAUAUGUAAAUAACAAAUAUGUAUGAGUUAUAUAAUUUUUCUCUAUAUUAGAAUUUUUGACUUUGGAUAUUGAUGCUAAGGGUUCGAACGGGG